AAUAAAGACGGGUUCUACACUGGUUUCAUCAAGGUCCACUUUCAGUUGCUUCGGCCGAUCUCCCUCCCUCCUCCUCAGAGCCUGUGCUCGACACAAGACGGAGAUCAGCAGGACAGGCGGAUGAAACGGCGGACAUCUUUCUACCUCCCCAAAGAUACUGCAAAGCACCUGCACAUAAGCUCACAAACACGGGUACGGGAAGUCAUUGAGGCACUGCUCAACAAGUUCACUGUGGUGGACAACCCGGCCAAGUUUGCCCUGUUUGAACGCACUGAAAGACAAGGUCAAGUGUACACGCGCAAAAUGUCUGACGAUGUCUGUCCACUCUACCUACGCCUGUGUGCUGGACCCAGUGAGAAAGUCCUGAGUCUGGUUUUGAAAGAAAAUGACACUGGGGAUGUCAAUUGGGAUGCGUUCAGCUUUCCUGAGCUGUGCAACUUUUUGCGGAUCCUGAAACGAGAAGAAGAGGAGCAUGUCCGGCAGAUUGUGAAGCGUUACACUCUUGCGAGAGAAAGGACGAAGCAGGCGAUGGCGAGGAUUAAUACACCUGCUUGACUCUGAGAGAAAAAGAGCCUUCUGCUGCCAUCAUGGAUCAGUAUCACUGAUAAAUACGAAUAUUUCAAGCAAUGGAAAAGUGAGAAGACCUGACAAUGACACUGUGUAGAAAAAGGGUUGUUUUAGAAGAAGGGAUACUGCUGUUACAUUUAGAGAGAACCUGAAGACACUGCCACUGAGUGUGUGAGUUUAACCACUAUUGUGAACUGGCAAAAAACAUUUAAG
Molecule: messenger RNA, 780 nt
Organism: Paralichthys olivaceus (Japanese flounder)
Lineage: Eukaryota; Metazoa; Chordata; Actinopteri; Pleuronectiformes; Paralichthyidae
Source: RefSeq, a predicted model, not a curated record